Vanrija pseudolonga is the source of this 1251-nucleotide messenger RNA. RefSeq lists its product as uncharacterized. The transcript is spliced from 2 exons. NCBI's taxonomy places the organism in Eukaryota, Fungi, Basidiomycota, Tremellomycetes, Trichosporonales, Trichosporonaceae. The coding region runs from base 1 to 1251 and encodes 416 amino acids. The record is from RefSeq and is a predicted model, not a curated record.
AUGGCCGAGCCAGCAUACCUCGACUACGCCUCGUACCCACACCUCGUCGAGCACAUCGUGUCCUUCGCAGACCGGUCAUGCUGGCCCGCGCUGCGGGCGACCUGUCGCCGCCUGCACGACGCCCUCGCGCGCAGGAUGUACACACACAUCGCUGGUUAUGCCGGCUUCACCGUGGAGCUGUUCGCACCGUCCACGUCGGAGCCUGUGUCGCACCGCGUCCCUGGUCUGCAGUGGCCCGAACCGGCGAUCGCGAAUCUCACACCUCACCUAGACAUUCUCGACCUCGAGGAUGCGCGCGUGUAUACCAACGCGAGCUGGACCCACGAGCAGCCUGCUUCUGUCCAGCAGUACAAUGUCGCCGCGCGGGCGCGUGUCAUCCGCCGCUGGGCCAAGAAGUACCAGUGGCAUGUCGGCUGGCCGUUCUACCCGACCAAUGUGCGUAAAGGACAGCUCCUGAUCUUGUUCAUCGACUACACUGUGAUCCCGGCUGUGCAAGAGAUUGUCGCCGAGCACGGGGCCGCACUUCUGAAUCCCGAAAUUGCCCACAUGCCAAAGGUCAGCGUGCGCCCGUGCUUUGCGAGCGAUCGUGAAACGAGGUCGAUUGUGAACGUGCGGUACGAUCCACGGCAGCCUGACCUCCGAAACGGUACCUUCGAGAUCCACUGGACGUACCCCAAAGAGGAAGUGGUGGUAAUCUUCACUCCGACCGAGCUGUGGUCGGGCCCGGAGAUCCCCAAGAAUCCAGAGGACCCAGACUGGGUGGACCCCGAUCCACCGAUGGGCUGGCUCAACGGUCUAGCAGAGGCGGUAUGGGGACGGUUUGGGCCCUCAUCCAUGACCUGGCGGUCGACGCGACUGGUAUUCGUCGGCGCCGAGCAGCUCGAUGCGAGCUGGGUCGACUCGAACCACUGGCGCUUCAGCAACCCGCUCACAAACACCGACCUUGCCGCGGGUCUGGCAAAGACUGCGGAAGACAUGGUUUUCGCGACCAGCUACACCGACGUCUCCGGCAAAGAGCUAACCCAUGACGAGAUGGUGCGCUGCGUCUUCGAAACGCUUGAUUACAACGGCGGGUGGGACGGCCUCUUCCGCUUCAUCACCUUGGACGAGUGGCGAGCCGAGGUGGAUAGCCAGACGUUUGAACUUGCAACCAUCCCUCCGGCCAAGCCGAGUUACGUGCCCUUCGACUCGGGUGACACAGUCGAGGCGAGGAUGAGGCAACGUGGCGGAUCACCCUCGUCAUCGGCCUAA